AUGUUGUUCCAGAUUUGUGGGUGCUAUUUUUCUACCAGCUCUCAACACAACACYAAGUUUUAUACUGAUCCUGUGGAAGCUGUGAAAGAUAUACCCAAUGGGGCAACUAUACUUGUUGGAGGUUUUGGAUUAUGUGGGAUCCCUGAAAACCUCAUAGGGGGGCUGCUGAAGACGGGAGUAAAGGGAAUAACGGCUGUGAGUAACAAUGCAGGUGUUGACAAUUUUGGACUUGGUCUUUUGCUUCAGACUAAGCAGAUAAAGCGCAUGAUCUCAUCAUAUGUGGGAGAGAACGCCGAAUUUGAACGCCAGUAUUUAUCUGGGGAGCUUGAGGUAGAGCUCACACCACAGGGGACGCUUGCUGAACGCAUCCGAGCAGGAGGAGCAGGAAUCCCUGCAUUUUACACCAGUACUGGUUAUGGGACUCUGGUGCAGGAAGGGGGAGCUCCUAUCAAAUACAACACAGAUGGUACAGUUGCCAUUGCCAGCCAGCCAAGAGAGGUGCGAGAAUUUGAUGGCCGUCACUUUAUUAUGGAGAAGUCAAUUACAGGAGAUUUUGCUCUUGUGAAGGCUUGGAAGGCUGAUCGUGCAGGAAACAUCAUUUUCAGGAAAACUGCAAGGAACUUCAACCAACCUAUGUGCAAAGCUGCCAAGACAACUGURGUGGAGGUGGAAGAAAUUGUUGAUAUAGGAGCAUUUGCGCCAGAAGACAUCCAUGUGCCCAAAAUCUAUGUUGACCGUCUGAUUCAGGGAGAGAAGUUUGAGAAGAGAAUUGAACGCUUAUCAAUCCGAAAGCCUGAAGACUCAAAAGCCAAACAGAAACAAGGAGACAACGUGAGGGAGAGGAUCAUCAGACGAGCAGCUUUGGAGUUUGAGGAUGGCAUGUAUGCGAAUCUGGGGAUUGGAAUCCCGCUGUUGGCCAGUAACUUCAUCAGUCCGGAUAUAACCGUGCACUUGCAGAGUGAAAAUGGAGUCCUGGGUUUGGGUCCUUAUCCACUUGAAAAUGAAGUGGAUCCAGACCUGAUUAAUGCAGGAAAAGAGACAGUCACUGUUCUUCCAGGCUCUUCCUAUUUCUCUAGUGAUGAAUCAUUUGCCAUGAUAAGAGGAGGCCAUGUUGACCUGACAAUGCUUGGGGCUAUGCAGGUGUCCAAGUAUGGUGACCUGGCCAACUGGAUGAUUCCUGGCAAGAUGGUGAAAGGCAUGGGGGGUGCCAUGGACCUCGUAUCCAGCGCRCAGACCAAGGUGGUUGUCACCAUGGAGCAUUCGGCCAAGGGCAAUGCCCAUAAAAUCCUGGAGAAAUGCAAUUUGCCACUUACUGGGAAGCAGUGUGUAAACCGCAUCAUUACAGAGAAGGCUGUGUUUGACGUGGACAAGAAAAAGGGGCUGACCCUGGUGGAAAUCUGGGAAGGGCUGUCAGUGGAUGACAUCAAGAAGAGCACUGGCUGUGACUUCGCAGUUUCGCCAAAACUCAUCCCAAUGAGGCAGAUUUAAACCUGAAGUACAGACUGGGCCAGACGGCUUGUCCCCAGAUGGGAGCACAGUGGAGAAAAAUUGAUGUCUGUUUUGCGAUUUUCCUUUUUUUU
Messenger RNA from Nothoprocta perdicaria, 1580 nucleotides. RefSeq names its product 3-oxoacid CoA-transferase 1 (gene OXCT1). Gene Ontology annotation, cellular component: mitochondrion. Bases 1 to 1488 code for a protein of 495 amino acids. The record is from RefSeq and is a predicted model, not a curated record. The transcript has 16 exons. NCBI's taxonomy places the organism in Eukaryota, Metazoa, Chordata, Aves, Tinamiformes, Tinamidae. Gene Ontology annotation, biological process: ketone body catabolic process. Gene Ontology annotation, molecular function: succinyl-CoA:3-oxo-acid CoA-transferase activity.